AUGGCAAGCCACGCCAUUCUCAGCGAUAACGUCUGGAACUUUGGCAAUCUCCCCUUCUCAAGUGGCGUCAAAGCCAACCAUUACCCUCCAGAUAUCCAAGCUCGACAGGUCGAGAACAUUCACGUCCCGACAUGGGCUAUGAUGCCCAUGAACACUCUGGCCGGCGCAUCCUCUGUUAAGGACUCAAUCUCAGUCAUCUACCACGAAACCAAGGCCAUGAUUGCGAGCGGCAUACCUGCCGACGCCGUGACCGGAACUGACUGCAACGUAGCCGCAAUCUUCGACAGAAACGAAUACGAGAAGACUUCGAUGCUCUCUCAGUGGGCGGCAAGAAUCAUCUACAGUGUUCGUCACAAGAGCAACGACUUUACAUCGCUCGCAGCAUGCUACCUCAUGUGGGUGCUGAUGCGGUGGAUGGUCAAUCCACGGCCGGACACUUACUAA
Molecule: messenger RNA, 444 nt
Organism: Colletotrichum karsti
Lineage: Eukaryota; Fungi; Ascomycota; Sordariomycetes; Glomerellales; Glomerellaceae
Exons: 1
Coding region: 1-444 (147 amino acids)
Source: RefSeq, a predicted model, not a curated record